Molecule: messenger RNA, 3831 nt
Organism: Ziziphus jujuba (common jujube)
Lineage: Eukaryota; Viridiplantae; Streptophyta; Magnoliopsida; Rosales; Rhamnaceae
Product: phototropin-1
Exons: 25
Coding region: 559-3576 (1005 amino acids)
Biological process (GO): protein phosphorylation
Cellular component (GO): plasma membrane; cytoplasm; nucleus
Molecular function (GO): protein serine/threonine kinase activity; ATP binding
Source: RefSeq, a predicted model, not a curated record
GACACAAAAGACAUUGUUAAGUGAGAAACUGGUUGGCUUUGGCCCUAUAGACCUGUAACUUUGAACUUGGUCGUGAGGAAGCGUACUACUAGGCUCUCUGUUUUUUGUUGCUUCUGUUGGUUGCCAACCCAUUUCCAGUCUGUAAAUACAUAUAGAAAGCAGAAAUAUACAUUGGAAGAUAGGAUACGUGCAAGAGCCAUGUGAGUUUUUUGGUGUACAGGGAUGGGAAGCCAAACCCUUCUUCUCGACAAUCAUUCUCUCUUUUUUUCAUAAGUCCUUUUGCCCAUUAAAAGUGUUUCUUCAGUUGUCUGAUUCAAGAUAUUUCAAGAUAUUUCUCGUCGUUUCUGAUCUCUCUCUCUCUCUCUCUCUCUCUGUGUUUCACUAAUAUUGCUUCUAUUGAGAUUAGCGAAGUCCAUAAAAACCCACAUCGGAUCUUGCUUUGUUUGCUUAUCAUUCAGUCGAAACUCAUCUGUUUGUCAAAUAGCAUGAGAUUCUUUUGAAGAGCAAACAACAAUCAACGACAUCAAUUUAGCUUUCUCAGCUUUACUUGAGAGAAAAAUGGAAAAUCCGAACAAUUCUUCUUCCAACCAAGCUUCCCUGAUACCGCCAUUACCGAAGGACCCUCGAGGCUCGCUCGAGGUCUUUAACCCUUCGACAUACUCAACCAGACCAACCAAUCCAGCUUUCCGACCACAACCCACAUGGCAGAACUGGGUCGACCCGCAUGCCAGCCCCGAAUCCGACCCGAAAAAACUCUCCACGAAGUCAGGCCGAACAGAGGAGAUAACCUCAUGGAUGGCUCUGAAGGACCUUGCGCCUUCACCCCCAUUGUCUCAGUCAUCUCCUCCGUUAAUCCAGAAGACAAUCUCAGCCAUUAUCAUCGAGAAGUCAAUCUUCUCCGACACCGAACCUUCUGGCGAAACAGACGUGGCGGCGCAGAGAGCUGCCGAGUGGGGUUUAGUGCUGAAAACCGACAACGAGACCGGAAAACCACAGGUCAGUGUCAGAACUUCCGGUGGGGAAGAACCGGGUAACAUGAAUAGUAAAACGGGCAAUUCGAGACGGAGCUCCAAUAACUCUGUUCGGAGCUCCGCGGAAUUGUCCGAGGAUGGAGGAGGGAAAGAUAGAGGGAAUAUUCCGAGGGUUUCGGAGGAUGUCAAAGAUGCCCUUUCGACUUUCCAGCAGACAUUCGUGGUUUCGGAUGCUACCAAACCCGAUUACCCGAUUAUGUAUGCCAGUGCGGGGUUCUUCAAGAUGACCGGUUAUACCUCCAAAGAGGUCAUCGGUCGGAACUGCCGGUUUUUGCAGGGUGCGGGUACGGAUCCAGAAGAUGUGGCAAAGAUUAGGGAAGCUUUGCAGUCUGGUUCAAGUUACUGUGGGAGGUUGCUGAAUUAUAAAAAGGAUGGGACCCAAUUUUGGAAUUUACUUACAAUUGCACCCAUUAAGGACGAAAAUGGGAAAAUUCUCAAAUUUAUUGGAAUGCAAGUGGAGGUGAGCAAGCAUACAGAGGGACUAAAGGAUAAGAUGAUCCGUCCCAAUGGAUUGCCUGAGUCUUUGAUUCGAUACGAUGCUCGUCAGAAAGACAUUGCUGCCAGUUCAGUGACUGAACUAGUGCAGGCAGUAAGAAAACCUCGAGCACUUAGCGAAUCAACAAAUCGUCCCUUCAUCAGAAAAUCAGGGGGUGGCAGGGAAGAGGAAGGACUAAAUGCUUUCGGAAGGAGAAACUCGGAGACUAUACCAUCACAUAGGCGAAAUUCACAUACAGGUCGUAGAAUCUCAAUGCAGCGGAUCAGUGAGUUGCCUGAAAAGAAACCAAAGAAAACAAGUCGCCGUUCUUUCAUGGGGCUUAUUCGGAAAAGCCAAACAAUAGAUAAUGAAAGCUUUGAUGGUGGUGUUCUUGUGGAUGAUGAUGAGAGUGAGGAUGAUGACAACUCUGAUGUUGAUGACAAAGUAAGACAGAAGGAAAUGAGAAAGGGUAUUGAUCUUGCCACCACACUUGAACGCAUAGAGAAAAAUUUUGUCAUUACUGAUCCAAGGCUGCCUGAUAAUCCCAUUAUAUUCGCAUCUGAUAGCUUCUUAGAGCUUACAGAAUACAGCCGAGAAGAAAUCUUGGGAAGAAAUUGCAGGUUUCUGCAAGGUCCUGAAACUGAUCCGGCGACCGUGAAGAAAAUAAGACAGGCAAUUGACAACCAAACAGAAGUUACUGUACAGCUUAUUAACUAUACAAAAAGUGGCAAAAAGUUCUGGAACCUGUUUCAUUUGCAGCCUAUGCGUGAUCAAAAGGGAGAAGUACAAUACUUUAUUGGGGUACAACUAGAUGGAAGUCAGCAUGUUGAGCCACUUAGUAAUUGCAUCCCAAAGGACACUGCAAAAGAGAGUGAAAUACUGGUCAAAGAAACGGCAGGAAACGUUAAUGAGGCAGUGAAAGAACUGCCAGAUGCCAAUUUGAAACCUGAAGAUUUGUGGGCUAAUCAUUCAAAGGUGGUUUAUCCAAAGCCUCAUAAAAAGGAUAGCCCCUCUUGGAAAGCUAUAAAAAAGAUUCUAGAUAGUGGAGAACAAAUCGGAUUGAAGCAUUUUAGGCCCAUAAAACCCUUGGGAUCUGGUGAUACUGGCAGUGUGCAUUUGGUGGAAUUGUGUGGAACUGGUCUUUACUUUGCCAUGAAGGCUAUGGACAAGAAUGUUAUGCUCAAUCGUAACAAGGUGCAUAGAGCUUGUGCAGAGAGGGAAAUUCUUGACAUGUUGGAUCACCCAUUUCUUCCUGCACUGUAUGCCUCGUUUCAGACUGGAACGCAUGUUUGUUUGAUAACUGAUUACUGUCCUGGUGGAGAACUCUUCCUGCUUUUAGACAGACAACCCGCAAAGGUCUUGAAAGAAGGUGCUGUAAGAUUUUAUGCGGCAGAGGUAAUUGUUGCGUUGGAGUACCUUCACUGUCAAGGGAUAAUUUACAGAGAUUUGAAGCCUGAAAAUGUCCUACUACAGAGCAAUGGACAUGUGUCCUUGACAGACUUUGAUUUAUCAUGUUUGACAUCUUGCAAACCGCAGCUUUUAAUUCCAACCCCAAAUGAAAAGAAAAAGCAACAGAAAGCUCAACAGAAUCCAAUCUUCAUGGCCGAACCCAUGCGUGCAUCAAAUUCUUUUGUUGGCACUGAAGAGUACAUAGCUCCGGAAAUCAUAGCUGGGGCAGGCCAUACUAGUGCAGUGGACUGGUGGGCUCUUGGCAUUCUUCUAUAUGAAAUGUUUUAUGGAUACACACCAUUCAGGGGAAAGACAAGGCAAAAGACGUUCGCCAAUAUUCUUCACAAAGAUCUUAAAUUUCCAGGAAGUAAAGAGGUAAGUCUCCAAGCGAAACAAUUAAUAUAUCGGUUGUUGCACAGAGAUCCCAAGAACAGAUUGGGAUCCAGGGAAGGAGCAAAUGAAGUUAAAAGACAUCCAUUCUUCCGCGGUGUCAACUGGGCUCUAGUUCGCUGCAUGAACCCUCCAAAGCUCGAUGCUCCUUUGUUUGAGACUACUGAAGAUGAGAAGGUAGCUCAAGUUGUAGACCCUGAGAUGCAGGAUCUACAGACCAAUAUUUUCUGAGGUUUUGAGCUUGGAAAGUUGGAAACUGCUUAUUUUCCACAAAGAAAUGAAGAUGGUUUUGAAUGUGUUUCACAGUUUGGAAAUGGCACCAACAGCUAAGCCAAGAGGCUAUUUCUAUUUUAUAGAAGGAAAAAAAGCCUGGAUAGCUGUUUUGUGUUUUGUAGAUGAGAAACUGAGGUUUUUUAUCAUCAUGUAUUGUUUGAUUUAAUGCUUUUAUAAUGUAAUCUAUGUGGGUUGGUUGGUUGUUUUAUCAAA